CCAAUCGAGAACGACGUGAUCUCGGCUAAAACGCGAUCGCCUAAUCAAAAGUAAAAUAAACAGAAAAGGAAUUUCGGUUGUAGUAUUUAGGAAUUUCGUUAAGAUCCGCGCGUAGCCUUCGUUUCUUUUAAACCUACACAAAAAGGAAUUCGACUUGUUAAUAAAUACGGUGUGCAAAUUGAAAUUUGAUCGAAGCGUGUUAAAUAAAAAGUAAAACUAAAAGCAUUAAAAAAAUACUUUUGCUUAGCAAUUGUGCAAUACGAAAGUAGUACACAGCAAAUAGCCGAAAGCCAACAAAGCGCAACAUUAAAGAAAAAGCAAAAGAAUCUCGGCAGUAAGAACAACAAUAACAGAACUCAUUGUGCAACAAAGUAAACAAUUGUUAAAGCCUUAAACCAAUACACACCACACACACACACAAAUACACACAUACAUAUAUAAAAUGAGUGUAUGUGAGAAUAAAACCGUUGUGCAACAGCAACUGCAACAACAAGCAGCCGCUGCCGUUGCGGCUGCUGCAGUGGCCGCUGUGGCGCAACAACAACAACAACAGCAGCAGCAGCAGCAACAGCCCCCGCAAGUGGUGGUGCCACAACCGCAACUUAUGACGCCCCAACAACAACAACAGAGCACACAAAGCAUUGCCGACUAUUUGGCACAAUUGCUCAAGGAUCGCAAACAGUUGGCAGCAUUUCCGAAUGUUUUUACGCAUAUGGAGCGAUUGCUAGAUGAAGAAAUUGCACGCGUACGCGCUUCACUGUUCCAAAUCAAUGGCGUUAAGAAGGAGCCACUCACACUGCCAGAGCCCGAGGGCGCGAUGGUUACACUCAAUGAAAAGGUUUAUGUGCCAGUGCGUGAGCAUCCAGAUUUCAACUUCGUUGGUCGCAUUUUGGGUCCACGCGGCAUGACUGCCAAGCAAUUAGAGCAAGAGACGGGCUGUAAGAUAAUGGUGCGCGGCAAGGGUUCGAUGCGCGACAAGAAGAAGGAGGAUUCCAAUCGCGGCAAGCCCAACUGGGAGCACUUGUCGGAUGAGCUGCAUGUCUUGAUCACUGUUGAGGACACUGAGAAUCGUGCCAAGGUUAAGCUGGCUCAGGCUGUUGCCGAAGUGCAGAAGCUGCUAGUGCCGCAAGCCGAAGGCGAAGACGAGCUUAAGAAACGUCAACUGAUGGAACUUGCCAUUAUUAACGGCACUUAUAGAGACACAACAGCCAAAUCAGUCGCAGCCUUCUCAUGCGUUGGUUCACCUUCUGCUUCUGUUCUGUAUCCCGCAGUGUGCGAAGAGGACUGGCGCCGCCUGGUUGCUGCUUCAGACAAUCGCCUGCUAACGCCGACACUCUCCGGCCUGGCCACACAGAUACGCACACCCGCCAACGGCCCACUGGGCGCACCAUUGAUACUUAAUCCACGCAUGACAGUGCCCACCACAGCGGCCAGCAUAUUGUCCGCCCAGGCACAGCCGACCGCUGCCUUCGAUCAGACCGCACAUGGCAUGAUCUUCGCCCCAUAUGGCGACUAUGCCAACUACGCGGCGCUGGCAGCUGGCAAUCCAUUGCUGACGGAGUAUGCAGAUCAUAGCGUAGGCGCCCUUAAGCAGACACGUCGUUUGGCAGCUAACAGAGAACACCCAUAUCAACGUGCGACGGUCGGAGUGCCAGCCAAGCCGGCGGGUUUCAUUGAAAUACAGUAAACAAGAAACGAAAGUAAACAAAUGCGCAAAAUAUUAACCACAGGAAUUUCGUUUCAAGUGCGAAACAAAAAACUUACACACUCUACACACAAUUUACAUUAAUCUAUUAUAUAUUUAAUAUAAUACGUUAGUCAAAAGUCUCCACACAUUUUGUUUUGUUUGUUGCCUAAAAACAAAUAUUUAUUACUUUUUUUCUUCGAAUGCCUAAACAAUCUGCUGCUGCAGUCAUAAUUAUGUGAAUUAUAAUCAUUAGCCCGCCAUUAUGUUCAAAUUAUGGGUUUAAACUCAAUUUCUUUUUUUAUAGUACAAUUAGAACAAAAUUUGAAAUCGCUGCAAAUUUGUUGUAUUUUAUUUCGCCAAAACUGUUUUGAUUUUUUUUUUUUUUAACUUUUGUGUGUGUUUACAAUGAAACUCGGCCCCGGUUCAGUUGGCCAGGCCGCUCCACAACUCCGUAACGCCCGUAACUCAGUUAACUCAGUCCAAAUGAAUAAACAAGCAAAGAAUCAGAAACAUAUAUAAAUGAAAAACGAUAUGAAUCAAGCACCUCACAGGUUAGUUGUGUUUCUACUGAUAUAUAAUUUACGUUUUAUUUGUUUUCUGACCAACAAACAAACUGUAGCUGGCAUGUCCCCACUCCCCAACAGUUUGGGCCAUGCCAGCUGCAAUUUAUAUGCGAGUUACCAAAAAGAAAAAAGAACAGAACAUAAAAAGCAACAACAACACAUGCAAAGUAUACAGUGCAAUAUAUAUCCAAUUCAAGAUGCUAUAAGCUGUUUAAUUUAUAAAAUGAAAUAGAUAAAUAUUAUUUUGAAAUUCGUUAAGAACAUUUAUUAUUUUUGGUUUUUCUUUGUUUCGACGUUGACUUGUG
This is a messenger RNA of Drosophila busckii, 2555 nucleotides long. It is a transcript of the gene how, whose product is annotated as protein held out wings. Bases 443 to 1687 code for a protein of 414 amino acids. Gene Ontology annotation, cellular component: nucleus. Lineage: Eukaryota; Metazoa; Arthropoda; Insecta; Diptera; Drosophilidae. Gene Ontology annotation, molecular function: mRNA binding. The transcript has 8 exons. The record is from RefSeq and is a predicted model, not a curated record. Gene Ontology annotation, biological process: regulation of mRNA splicing, via spliceosome.